AUGAACCCAGCAGACUUCUAUUUCCUGUCCGACUCUAUGGAUUUCGUCUCAGAUUCAGACGAUCUCCUGGGUGUCCCAUACUGGGGACCUCCGCUGGUCCUCAACACAUACUCCUCGGGGAAGAAGUGCCAACCUCAGGUCCUGUACCGAGCAGACCCAGUUUUUAGCUCGGACGAGGACUAUAUUCUGGGUGCCCAAUUCUGGGGACCUCCGCCGGUCCUCGAUCCACCAUCCACCUGGAAGAAGCGCCAGCCGAAAGCUAAGUAUAGAGCAGACCUAGCCUUCGUCUUCGGCCACCUACCAUUCCUCCAGAAGGAUUCCGCCUUCGCCGCCGACCUCCAGAGAAGGGGUUCUGCCUUCGUCUUCGGCCAUCUGCCAGACCUCCAGAAAGGUUCCACCUUCGCCGCCGGUCUCCAGAGGGAGUCCGUCUUUGUCACCGUCCUUCAGAGGGAGUCCUCCUCCACCUUCGGCCACCGGCCAGACCUCCAGAGGGAGUCCGUCUUUGCCACCGUCCUCCAGAGGGAGUCCGCUUCCUUCUUCGGCCACCGGCCAGACCUCCAGAGGGAUUUCGCCUCACAGGCUGUCAAGGGCUCCCAGAUGCUGCUGCUUUUUGCUCCCGGAUUGGUGUGGCUGGCCUGUCACUUCGCCACAGUGUGUGGGUUCAGCGUGGGGACAAGUGCAGCCUAUAAAGACGACAGGACAACCUGUAUGGAUACUGUAUGCUGUGAGAAUCGCCUUCAUCCAGGGGCAGCACUCAAAUGCUGUGGAGACAAGGCGUUCAACCCUAACGCAGCCACUUGUUGUAAAGAUGGACACAAUUACACCUUAACAGAGGGCCUGAGUGAAAAGGUGUCGAAUUGCUGUCGACAGAACGCCUAUAACCCACUCAGUGAGCUGUGCUGUGAGUCAACUGUCGUAACCAAACCUGCACCUAAGGCCCGAUGCUGUGGUAAAGAGGCUUUUGAUGAGGACAAUGAGUUGUGUUGUGGUCCCGAUCGUAAUAAGACAAUCCUGACCAAGAGGUCCAGUCAUCACCAGUGCUGUGGACAUGAUCAGUACAACACUAAGACUCAUUGCUGCAGUUGGGUGAACAACACCAGUGUGAUACAUUCUGUCAAUCCCAGCUGCUGUGCAGAGAAGUCAGCUGUCAAUGGAACAAAGGCCUAUGACGCAUUAAGCGAACUCUGCUGUCAAUCAACUAUUGUGGCCAAACCUGCAGCUAACAUCAAAUGCUGCGGUGAAAAGGCUUUUGAUGAGGACAAGGAGUUGUGCUGUGGUCCCAAUCGUAAUAAGACAAUCCUGACCAAGAAGUCCAGUCAUCACCAGUGCUGUGGACAUGACCAGUACAACACUAAGACUCAUUGCUGCAGUUGGACGAAUGACAUCCCGGAGAUAGAUUUUAUUAAUUCCACUUGCUGCGUAGAUUCAGAAACUUUUGAUGAGAACAAGCAGCUGUGUUGCGGUCCCAUUCACAACAAGACAAUCCUGACCAGAAAGUCCCUUCAUCACCGGUGCUGCGGACGUGAACAGUACAACACUAAGACUCAUUGCUGCAGUUGGACGAAUGACAUCCCGGAGAUUGAUUUUAUUAAUUCCACUUGCUGCGUAGAUUCAGAAACUUUUGAUGAGAACAAGCAGCUGUGUUGCGGUCCCAUUCACAACAAGACAAUCCUGACCAGAAAGUCCCUUCAUCACCGGUGCUGCGGACGUGAACAGUACAACACUAAGACUCAUUGCUGCAGCUGGAUGAACAACACUUUUGGGAUACAUCUUAUUAACUCCAACUGCAGUGUACAGGUAUCAGGUGUGCAGCCACAGAACCCUCGACUUCAACCCAUCUGCACUAAGCCACAAACAAGUCUCUGUGGGUCAUCAUGCUACAAUCCAAAUGGAUUUCGCUGCUGUGAGAGAAAUCAGACAAGGUGUUCCGGAGGUCAGUGUGAGGCUGCCCCUACGGUGUAUAACCCAAGCACACAGAUCUGCUGUGAUGGCCGUGUAUCUGAGUGGACGCCUUCAAUAGAACUUAAGGGCUCACCUGGACAACACUGCUGUGGGACAGAAGUCUAUUGGCCUCACACUCAGAUCUGCUGCGCCGGACGCAGACAUCCCAAAGCAGAAAACAUGCACUGCUGUGGGCUUCAAGCCUACAACAUUAAAAACCAGCAGAUGAAGUGCUGCGCAGGGACACUGUACAACCUGACACGGUUAGGCAAGCUUGGACAUGAGGUACAGUGCUGUGGAUCCGUUCUGCAAGAACCAAAAGACGUUUGCUGCAGACAUUAUGACGAGGAGCUGCUCUACUCUGCCAAGACAGGAUACAGAUGCUGCGGUCACCUCUACUACAGCACCUCUCUGCUGUCAUGCUGUGCAGGGCAGCUGAAUCCAAUACACCAACCAGGACAUCAUCAGAACAAGGGGAUUAAAGAAUCCAGACUUCAGUCAAUGAACAACCUGAAUGAAACAGAUCUUUGUAAAGACAUGCUCAUCGGGAUCGUGGAAAGCGUGUCUCCGCACAGCGUCGUGUUCAGCGCUGUGCUGAAAAUCCACGGAAGAAGCGCAGCUGUGAAAGCUCUGCCCUCGCCAUACGUCCUGAAAACACACGAUCACUGCAACUCCCCUAAACUGAUCCCUGGGGAGAUCUACUUCUUCGAUGAAGUUAAUUUCUUCAUUGAUUUCAACCACGCCUCUUCUAUCCAGUCACUCCACUUCAUUAUGUCCAAGUGUUAUCGUCGCUAGGUCACUACUGGUUAAUCUGUUGGUGAGUGGACAGUUUACUUGGACAGUUUCACUUAAAAAUGUUAUCAGUCACUCCUUACUUAUUACUCAUAAAGUAAUUACAUUACUUUACUAAUAACUCAGCAGUUAUCAGUUGCGUUACUUGUUACAUUACUCUCUGUUACUCCAGCCAUCUCCCUUAAAGAUGCCUUACGACAACUCAGACGCCUCCUCACCCUGACUUUUAACAUACAGCCAGCGUACAGUUUGGAAGUAUUCACUGGCUAGGCAGUGCCUGAUUAACCUACUUUUGCCCUAGGGCAAAAAUAAGCUAUGGGUGGGCCUUAACUGCAAAAUUUUGGAGUUGUUGAAACAUUGAAGCAUUAUCUAAUUGAAAACGACUUAAGUACAUUCCCUGAUGUGUUUGGCUGACUCAGGAACAACCUAAUAUUCCAGCAAAACCAGCAUCGGUCAGCGGUUACUCUGAGGAGAUAAGGGAGGCCAACUCAGGACAAACCUCACAUAGGGCUAAAUCACCAGUCAUAUCGUCCUUUUGCCAACUCUGGUAAAGACAAAGCUAAAGACAAUGGUUAAAUCUAUAGAAGAAAGGUAGGAAGUUGGACAUUACUUUUACGCCAUUAAAUCAACUGAAAAUACUACACAAUUAUUUAUAGAAUAAUUAAAGUGGAAUCUUAAUAGAAUGUCAACUUAAACACCUUUGAAGCUGCAUUCUUUCUCCUUUGAUGGAUGCCAGCAGUCAUCCUCAACCUCCAUCAUGGGAUUAUUCCUCACACUACUUGUUACCGAAAGGAUCGACUACUAUAUUAACACUGCCCAACAUGGAGACAUGGUGACAUAUUCAUCUGUAGACUGUGAAGUAUACCACAAGGAUUAAGAUUGACGAAAGCUGCAGCAGAACCUGAGCAGAACACAUUAGUGGCUGAUUUCCUUUCUGUCAUGGCAAGAGCAUGCAAGAAUAUUAACAUAUAGCUUGAUUUUCACAUAAGCUAAACAGAUAAUAUGUAAUUAUUAUAUUCUUGCACUAAACUACAUUAAAAGGCAACUGUUUGUACACGUCUGUCUCUCAUGCAAUUCUACGUAUGUAAAUAACAUGAUUGAUGAAGCUAGUAAUUGAUAAGCAUUUCCUCAAAAACUAUCAGGGAUACAAAUACAGUAUGCUAUAAAAGGUUGUUAGCUAGUCCUCAGUAUUUUUUUGGCCACCUUUCAUGUGAAUGUGAUUUCUGUACUGUAGUGCACAGUAUUGGAAGUGGUGUUGGUUUUUCAUCUGUUGUACUGUACAUUCCUCUGUAAAAGUUAUGUUUACAACAUAUGUGAGUGACAGAAAUUUAAGCUUGAAAACCCAUUUUAACGUAAACACAUUUUCUGUGGAAGCAACGUGAAAACAGAACUUUAAAUGUGUUUUGCUGAUGUACUGUAGCUGAUGUUAAUUUUUAAUAUAUGACAGGAUGCCUUCGGUGUCUUUUGAAUACAUUUUAAUUAAAUAAAAACACCUAAA
This is a messenger RNA of Chelmon rostratus (copperband butterflyfish), 4231 nucleotides long. RefSeq lists its product as uncharacterized. Lineage: Eukaryota; Metazoa; Chordata; Actinopteri; Chaetodontiformes; Chaetodontidae. The record is from RefSeq and is a predicted model, not a curated record. The transcript is spliced from 21 exons. Bases 1 to 2736 code for a protein of 911 amino acids.